GCUCUGGAGGCGGAGGCAGGCAGAUCUUUGUGAGUUCAAGACCAGCCUGGUCUCCAGAGCGAGUUCCAGGACAGCCAGGGUUACAGGCAGAGAAACCAAACAAACAAAAGAGGAGGGACAAAAUGGGAGCGGCUCAUAGGAACAGAAAUUAUACAAGUCGGAGAGCCUCGGUCUGCCUGUCCUGGGAAUCCAACAGCUGAACACCUCUGCCUGCCUCGGAGCCUCUGUCUGCCUGUCCAGGGAAUCCAACAGCUGAACACUUCUGCCUGCCUCCUUCGAACCACCAGAAGGAAGCAGAUCACCUUACAACUUGGUGCCGAGAUGCUGGCUGCCCGUCUCUCCAGACCCCUGUCACGCCUCCCAGGAAAAGCCCUAAGUGUCUGCGACAGAGAAAAUGGGACAAGACACACGCUGUUGUUUUACCCAGCAUCCUUCAGCCCUGAUGCCCGUCGGACCUACGCCAGCCAGGCAGAUGUGGCUAGAGGCAAAGCCAUCCUGAUCACAGGCUGUGACUCUGGAUUUGGGUUCUCACUGGCCAAGCAUCUGCACUCAAAAGGUUUCCUUGUAUUUGCUGGCUGCUUAAUGAAGGACAAAGGUGAUGCCGGGGUCAAGGAGCUGGACAGCUUGAAGAGUGACCGACUGAGAACCAUCCAACUCAAUGUCUGCAACAGUGAGGAGAUAGAGAAGGCUGUGGAGACCAUCCGCUCCAGCCUGAAGGAUCCUGAGAAGGGAAUGUGGGGCCUGGUUAACAACGCAGGCAUCUCAACGUUUGGAGAGGUCGAGUUCACCAGCAUGGAGACCUACAAGGAGGUGGCCGAAGUGAACCUCUGGGGAACCGUGCGCACCACAAAAUCCUUCCUUCCCCUCCUCCGAAGAGCCAAAGGCCGAGUCGUUAACAUCAGCAGCAUGCUGGGCCGCAUGGCCAACCCCGCCCGCUCUCCAUACUGUAUUACCAAGUUUGGGGUGGAGGCCUUUUCAGACUGCCUGCGCUACGAGAUGCACCCUCUGGGUGUGAAGGUCAGCGUGGUGGAGCCGGGCAACUUCAUAGCUGCCACCAGCCUCUACAGCCCUGAGCGUAUCCAGGCCAUCGCCAAGAAGAUGUGGGACGAGCUGCCCGAGGUCGUCCGCAGAGACUAUGGCAAGAAGUACUUCGACGAGAAGAUCGCCAAGAUGGAGACCUACUGCAACAGCGGUUCCACAGACACGUCCUCUGUCAUCGACGCCGUCACACACGCCCUGACCGCUGCCACCCCUUACACCCGCUAUCACCCCAUGGACUACUACUGGUGGCUGCGGAUGCAGAUCAUGACCCAUUUCCCCGGAGCCAUCUCUGACAGGAUCUACAUACACUGAGGAGCUGAAGAGGUCCCUGCGGCCUCUGCCAGGGAGCCCACUGGGAGACAGAAGGAUGAGGGAGGAGUUUAUACAGUUACCUUUCGUUUAGCCGCUGUGGGGUAGCCACCGUCUUAGGAAGACCUAUUGUAACCUUACGUGUUUGAUGUGGUGAAUGGUUUGGGCCUGUAGGUGGGUGGCCCAAAACCUCAGGGCCAAUACGGUGCUUCUAUCUCUCUCGAGUUGAUUUUAUAUAAAGAUUUGUGGGGAAAUAUCUUUAUAUUAAAGACAGAUUAUUAGAAUAGAAUCCAAAAUCACUUUCAAGCCAAAACAUCCAUUCAAAAUAUGUCUCUCAUUUGAUCCUUAAGCAAGUCUCAUGAGUAAACAGGAUUUUUUCUUCUUGUGUGCAUGAAAGAAUUUGCAGAUCACAGAGGACUUACGAGAUACCUCUUUCAUUGCAUCCCUUAAGGGGUCCCACUAGUGUUCUUCUGGAAAAAACAAAUCACACUUGUGUUCUACAGACACUUGAACCCAUCAAUCCAAGAACCCUCUGACCAACUCUCUACCUUCCCCUGAGUCAGUCACACCAGAGGUCACUGUGUGUUGUGUCUCUGCACGUCCACGGCCCUGUGCGACUGGUGGCCCCCGGCCAGUGACUCUCAGCUAGCUCAGGGUAGGGGAUCUAGAGAUUUUUCAGCCGAGGUGUCGACACUCUCUUUAAAGACUCAGGUUAGAUCUGGUGGAGAUGCUGUCUGGCUGAGGGUGUAGCUUGGUUUUGCCUAGGACAGGAUUGGUGCUACACUAGGUGCUACAGACACACCAGUGGUGCCGAGGCUGGACCGAGACACUGUCCCAGCAAUGGGUCUAGAUGCCUGAUUGUCUUGUGUGCUCAUGUGGUGCUUCCACAUGCGAGCAUGAGCAUGCACGCACGCGCACACACACAUACACACACACAUACACGCACACACCUGCUCCACAGGACUUCAGGACGGUCACCUCUUUUUCGUAUUAGGAACUUCUUAAGAUGAGAUGCUGCUAGAGUGCCUGUGUUGCCAAUCAAGGAGACUUUGAAUUUGAAGGCUACUUGUCCCUGAAGUUUCCCAAACCAAAUGCCACCGUGUUCCAGGUGGCAGCAAGUCUUGGGCAGGGUACUUAAGUGCCAGCUUUACACGUCGUAGCUUUACACGCUAGUGUAACCUUGGUGCAAAGUCUAGGACUGCCACUAGAGGGAGCCCUGCCUCCUCAGCUAGAGCCUGCUCGGGCUCGGGAGUUUUGGUUCACACAAGCUUGAGGUCUUUCCCAGCUGUUGUUUGACCACCUACUUGGACACUGUCUGGGAACAAAGAGAGAAGCAAAGCCCCCCUUGGAAACUGGUCCUGCACUCUUAGCAGCUGUCUAGCCUGACAGUGGAGCCCAGAGCCAGGAGAAGGCAAAGGAACCCGGACAGCCACAGCAGGGUGCGGGCGGUGCUGAGGCAGAGGGCGUCCUACGGAGCAGAUUCAGCCUGCCUUUGGGCAUUUUGACUCCACUGUAUACAAAAGAGGUGCACUGUUUUAACUCCUGUCCUCAGAGCAAGGCAGACAGGGCCUGGGAGGGAAGGAGAGAGGGACCCGGGGGACCCCAGAGGGACUCCUGAUGAGGAGUUUACCUGACAGCUGAUGUGUUUGUUUGUACUGCAGAGCCUGGCUCCCGCUGGAGUCUUUCCAGUGGCACUUUACACCCUGGGAGAAUUUGUAUUCAUGUGUAAUAAAGAGAUUGGUCAGAACA
Messenger RNA from Apodemus sylvaticus (European woodmouse), 3099 nucleotides. RefSeq names its product 3-hydroxybutyrate dehydrogenase 1 (gene Bdh1). The coding region runs from base 322 to 1353 and encodes 343 amino acids. The record is from RefSeq and is a predicted model, not a curated record. The transcript has 7 exons. NCBI's taxonomy places the organism in Eukaryota, Metazoa, Chordata, Mammalia, Rodentia, Muridae. Gene Ontology annotation, molecular function: oxidoreductase activity.